AUGAUCUGCGUGGAUCUGAACAAUGUACAUGCCGCAUGCCAAGCCUUGAAGCCUGAAGGGGCCGUACAGUGGGAAAAGAGCGUUAGUGGAGAGAGCUGCAGUUCCGCUAAGGGCGGCAGACUCCCAGCUGCAGUCAUGACAGUUUGGAAUCGAACGCUUGUGCGAGGUUGUCUCUCUCUCUCGUUCUCUCACAGGUGCUUGGCCCUGGCCGUGGUGGCGCUUCAGGUCUUCUCCACCCGUAUUCAGAAGAUGCUGCAAGCAGAUGCUAAGGAUUUCCUCAUGGAUUGCGAUCCUGCCAUCAUCGGACCUUUGCAAAGCUAUGUCUGCGAAGCUACGAAAGCCUUUGUUCGGUGCUUUCCACCAGUGUCCAUUGUCGUGGCGUUGAUGGUGGCAUCACAACUUAUCUUGUGCCAGCGAUUGUUCUACCUCAUGAUCCGGCAUAAAGUCCUGGUGGACUUCCAGAACUUAGCACCUUACAAGGACCCAAUGUUCUGGUGGGUCAUUAUCACAUGUGUGCUGGCGCUGUCCCACUUCAUCUUUCAUAUGCUUUGUGCCGAGAAGAUGCACGCUGAACACCACAAUCUCCAGGCUUUGCUUGAUGGUCUCAAGAAGGAUGCCGUGUUCUUCGGCUUGCCUGCGGUUUUCUAUAUCAUCUUCCUGUACAUGUCCUACGACGUUGAGUGGCUACUCUUGCCGCUCUCCAAGUUCUGGGAGGAAGACCCUGUCUGGGCACAGGAGGUGUCUUCCGACUUGGCAUUCAUCACGGAAAAUGUGGCACGGAGAACUGUUCUUCACGGUUCGUCGGAGGCAGCACUCACAGUAGAGGACAUUGCCGAGUCACUGUCUGUCUCUGCACAGCAGGUGCCAGAGAGUGAGAUCAACGACUCCAGAGUGGGGUUGCUUCCGCGGUCAGGCAGUAGAAAGCCGGCUGGUUGGAUAAGUGAGCAGCGGCAGCAACGACUGCAAAAGACUGGCAAGUCCACCGGAAAGAUCGGGCUCGGCCAAUUCAGGUCGGGAUUGAUUACACGGUCUUGGAUUGCCGAUCUCCUGCUGGACUACAGAUUGGUGGACUCAAAGAGCCGUGAGUUUCGACUCGCGUGGAUUCUUUGGGUCGGCAUCACAUGCCUCGCUUGCAUUGCUGCCGUUACCUUGCUGGCACUCCAGAUCGCGAAAGAUGUUCAAGAUAUCAUCCGUGGUCAGAAUGCUGACAUUGUUGGCACCGUGGUCACGAGCGUGAAUGUCCUGUGCAUGGUCGCGGUCGUCCUGAGAUACCUUUACGAAGUCCUGCCGUGCUGCGCUACACGUGCCGCAUAA
Molecule: messenger RNA, 1314 nt
Organism: Symbiodinium sp. CCMP2456
Lineage: Eukaryota; Dinophyceae; Suessiales; Symbiodiniaceae
Source: the annotation of a GenBank genome assembly